Messenger RNA from Paramecium primaurelia, 246 nucleotides. NCBI's taxonomy places the organism in Eukaryota, Ciliophora, Oligohymenophorea, Peniculida, Parameciidae. The record is from the annotation of a GenBank genome assembly.
AUGAGUCUUAUUCUACACAAUAUUUUAAUCACUUUAACCCUCUUCCUUGUUUUAUAGGAUUUUGGAAAUUUUAUGUUAAUUAUCACAAUCAAUAACGGACAGAAACCAUAUCAGAUAUAGUAAGAACUAUUCUUUUAUCUAUUUAGUGAAAGAGAAUAAUUUGAAAAUGUGAAACUUAUAAAAAAUAAAUUAUAGAAAAAAAAUAGAUCCUUCUGCCAGAAGUUCUUGAAUACCAUGAUUAAUUGA